CUUCCUGCUUCCUCGAGCUGCUUUCCGGUGCCAUGUCGCUACAAAGUUGUUGUUCUUGAUAAGUCCAACACGUUGUUCAUGAUGCCCAUCCUCUACCUCUUCAAUACCUAAGUAUUAACCAUCUUCUAGACCUCACCACUCUCCAGACAUCCUUGAUGCAUUUCGACCGCUACCUCUAGACUCAUCUCAACAACCAAAACACACCUCUCCUCUAGCCCAGUCCUAAUGCAUGUCGUCCUGCCCUCAACAACAACCCGCUUGGUCACCCACCGGAAGCCCUCCCGGCCUCCGCACGGUAUCAAACGACAACACCACCCCCUCAACCUAACCAUAACGCCCCACCUCGACUCUCACCACCCCCUCUACUCCCGCCUCGGCCCCAACUCCCUCUCCCGCUACCCCCACAACCCCAAAAUGGAAACCCUCUUCACAACCUCCAAGCCCAAACCUCAAAUAACCACCACCACCACCACCACCCCCUCCGCCACCCGCCUCGAAAUCAUUCUCCUCGCCCUCUUCAUCCUCUCCCUCGUCCUCCUCCUCCUCUUCAUCCUCGCCCUCGCCCUCCGCCGCCAAGUAUCCACCUCAACCAACAAACGCCGUCACCACCGCAGCAGCCACCAACCCGACGUCCAUGGCCGCGCCUCCUCACCAUGUCUAUUCAACACGGCCUUCGGCGGCGGCCCACUCCCUCACGAACCCUUGCUGUCUUCUUCUACCUCGUUACCCGCAGACGGGAACGAGAAAACGUCGCUGCUCAACCGCGUCAGAAAGGCAAGCGAGGAUCUUGCAGAGGCGGUGCAAUACGAGUUGAUGGAGCUGGGGAGGAAGGUCUCGGCGCAUGGGAGGGCGGUGGUGGUGGGUGCCACCGCGGCGAGGAGGGAGCAGCAGGAGAGGAGGACGGCGAGGGAUGAGGAGGUUGGGCUGGAUGCCGCCGCUGGGAGUGGUCUUGCUGGUCAACAACAGCAUGGGUUUGACGGUUGGAGGGAUCAAGACUGGGGUUGGGAUACGGAGGCUUGUAGUAUGGUUGGGCCCAAGCCGAAGCCGAAGCUGGAGACUGUGGUGAGGAGGUCGAUUAGUUGGGUGAUGGAUCGGGGUGGUAGGAGGUCGAGUUAUGCUUACUCUCGGGGGUUUGCUUCGCCUUGUGAUACUGGGGGAUUUAGGCCGAGGAUGGGGGUUGGUGGUGGUGGUGGUGGCGGGAGGAGGAGGAGUUUGGCUGUGACGGGGGCUGAGUAUGCUGUGUGAGACUGAGAGAAGCUCGUGAGGGCUUUGAUUUUUUUCUGGAAACUGAAAGAAUGGGUAACUUAACAUGGUGGAGAUGUGUAUCGUGAGAGCAAAUAGGUGGUAGUGGUUCAACCUAUCUAUAGAUUACGCGCACC
Molecule: messenger RNA, 1379 nt
Organism: Podospora pseudocomata
Lineage: Eukaryota; Fungi; Ascomycota; Sordariomycetes; Sordariales; Podosporaceae
Source: RefSeq, a predicted model, not a curated record